CAUGUGAGCAAGAUAAUCAAGUCUGGUGCAAUAUGGGAGGAGCCUGUUCAACAAGUGAUCUUCAACCAAGUCAUUACCAAACACACUGAUGCGGCAAUCGUAGACAUCGGAGCGAACUUAGGCUCUUUUAGCAUAGUUGCGGCAAAAUUAGGUCGACAGACCUUUGCUUUUGAUCUGACCAUGGACACUUUGAGGUACCUGUCACAAUCAGUGCAUGUGAACAACUUAGAGGGGCUUCUGCACGUGUACCCGACAGCUGUGAUGGAGAAGAGAUUCCAGUGCAUUGGUCGUCAGUCAAACCCCAACAGUACGCUGAACCCGGGCGGCAACAGCGUCAAAUUCAUUGAAAACUGCGAUGAAGAAGCAUCACCUGUGGCGACGCUGGAUGACUUGCUUCCUAUUUUUCACAAGAUGGGAAUAGAAAAAGCGAUCAUUAAAGCGGACUGCGAGGGGUCCGAACCAGGGGUGGUUUUAGGGGGCCAGAAUUUCCUCAGAGAGAUAUCAGUGCCAUUCAUUCAGAUGGAAUGGAACAUAGUGAAACAAGAUUUGAAAAAGAAGGACGCAAAUUACAAACACAUGGUCAACUUGGCCCUUCAAGUGAUGUCAGAUUUGAAAUUCGUACCUGUAACUCUGGGUGGAACUCUUGAGAACAGUCUGGAAAGUAAACAUUAUUCCGAAUGGCCUUAUGAAAUAAAUUGGAUCAAGAGAGAUAGUUAGAUAUCCAACCUUUUAUUCUGUUAAUUAAUGUUAUGCUGGAGGAAUAUCUUAUUGAGGUAAUUCACAUGUUUAAA
Symsagittifera roscoffensis is the source of this 791-nucleotide messenger RNA. RefSeq lists its product as uncharacterized. The record is from RefSeq and is a predicted model, not a curated record. NCBI's taxonomy places the organism in Eukaryota, Metazoa, Xenacoelomorpha, Acoela, Convolutidae.